This is a messenger RNA of Limanda limanda (common dab), 1881 nucleotides long. It is a transcript of the gene fam53c, whose product is annotated as family with sequence similarity 53 member C. Lineage: Eukaryota; Metazoa; Chordata; Actinopteri; Pleuronectiformes; Pleuronectidae. The record is from RefSeq and is a predicted model, not a curated record. Gene Ontology annotation, cellular component: nucleus. The transcript is spliced from 3 exons. The coding region runs from base 29 to 1354 and encodes 441 amino acids. Gene Ontology annotation, biological process: protein import into nucleus.
CGCUGAGUGCUGCCCCCCUCAUGGCUUGAUGCCUGAGAGCAGCUACUGGCAGCUCUGCCCUCCCUCUAAGUCCGGCCUGCAGGGGGGGUUGCUGAGCUCUAGUUUCCCCCCCGGCCCGGUGCCGCUGGCGCCCGAUGCCCACCUGCAGGAGGGGGGGGGCGACCCCCUGGACAGGUCCGCCUCUCAGCCGCCGCAGCACCGCCCUCUGGCGCCCAGCACCUCGGCGUCGGAGCUGUCCCUCCCCGGAGCAGCGCCGCCAGCCCCGCCCCCUGCGCCUGGCCUCCCCCCCCCUCCUCCUCCCCCCCCCAAACGCCACUGCCGCUCGCUGUCGGUGCCGGAGGACCUGUCCCGCUGCCGCUACACCUGGAGGCCCAGCGCCUCGCGGGUCUGGACCCCCGUCAGUCGCCAGCAGUGCCACGGCGGAGCUGGGGGAGGAGUCAUGGGCGGGGGGGCAGGGAUGGGAGGAGGGAUUAUGGGCGCAGCCGGGGGUGGAGUCUGUCCUCUCCGGGCUCCAAGCUCCUCCCUGAACUCCUCGCUGCACUCCUCCUCCAGCCCCACCUUCUUCAGCCUGGCGCUGUCCCCGGACUCGCCGCUGCCCUGGAGCUUCCCCUGGGACGCUAGUGAGGCGGCGGCAGGGGGCGGGGCCUGCUGCUGCUUCUUCCCCUCCCCCUCCUCCUGCUCCUCCUCCCCCUCUCCCCUCCACCCGCCUCCCCCUCCUCAGAGGCGUUUCUCUCUCUCCCCCGUGCUCAUCAGAGACUCUGCCGCCUCCACCUUCCUGCCUCCGCCUCCCGUGCCGAGCCAGGCGGCGCCGCCCCCCCCAGGCGGCCCGGCGCCUGUCGGGGCGGCUGGGGGGGGCCCGGUGCCCGCGUCGCCCUCCUCCGCCUGCAGCACGCCGUCCUCUCUGAGACGCAGCCUCCCGCCGCCGCUGCCGCGCUGCCACUCGCAGCCGUGCGACCUCCUGCUGCUGAAGCCGGGGCUGAAGCGGCGCCGCGACCCCGAGCGUCCGUGCGCCCGGCCCGUCCUCGACUUCACCAAGAUGACUCAGACCCGCAGCAUCGACCCGACGUGUCUGGAGCGCGGCGGCGGCCGGCUGGCGUGCGGGGGGGACGUCUACAUGGAUUCCUUCAUGGGCGACUUCCGGCGCUCCUGCUCUCCGGCCGAGUGCCUGGGCCGGACCAGCAUCGGGCCGCUGAGCGAGAGCGACGAGGAGGAGGAGUGCCGCGAGGACGAAGAGGAGGAGGAGGACGAGGAGGACGGGGGGGGGGAGGACGCCGGCGAGCGCGAAGCGGCCAAGCAGGCGGUGUUCGAGAGGGAUUGUACAGAACUCGACUUGAACUUAAUAGAAGAAAACUGACGUCUUUGUAAAUGGAAGGCUGUUCUCUGUUUCACUUCUUUAGUUUUAUUUUGAAAAGGAUCCGAACCCCCGAGCCCCUUCCCGGACGACCCUCAUCUCAACACUCCGCCUCCUUGCCACCAAUCAGCAAGGCUCUCAGGAACAACGCCUCUCAUUGGAUGAGCUGAGGUGAAGGAAGCUGACGACAGUGAUGAUGUGACGCCGCCGCUUGUGAACCCUCGGCUGUUUGAACUGGAGAACCAGGAAGUGAGAGGCGGAGCUCCACACUCUGAGUCCAGUCUGCUACUCAGACUGUCAGGUGUCCCUCAGCGGCUCCGCCUCCUGGCGUCCAGGUGUCUUCCAGCACAGAGCAGCUGAGAACACGUUAGUCUGAUGAGGCUCCGCCCCCGCGCCGCCAGCCCGACACGCCGCCGCUACCUCAACGCACCACAGACCGAGACAUGGUCAGGAUGGAAAGGGUCAGUUCAAAUCACAAACAAUUUAAGAAUACAUUUAAAUACAUUAAUUUAAUUUCAAAUCCACACGAA